GUAUUUACUACACGAAAUAUUUGAGGGAAAAAAAUAGAAAAGAAAAGAGUGGGAAAAUGCAGUCGGGAAAGAACGCGGCGGAGUCGGUGAAAGAAUCGGCCGCCAACGUGGGGGCCUCUGCGAGGGCUGGCAUGGAAAAGACCAAAGCCACGGCUCAAGAAAAGGUGGACAAAAUGCGGGCCCACGAUCCAUUGGAGAAGGACAUGGCGAGCGAAAGGAAAGAGGAGCGGCUUCACGGGGCGGAGCUCGACAAGCAACAGGCGCGUGCAGAACACGCGACAGAGAGGCAGGCCGCUUCGAAGACCGGAGCGCACACCGGUCUGACCACCGGAACUGGAACCGGAACCGGAACCCGUGCCUAUGACCCGACCGUGGGCGGCACCGACCGUUGAAGCGUGCGGACUUUUCUGAUUAUAAUAAUAGCUUGUUUUGUGUUUUAAUGUUGGUAAUUAGUAGUUUGGUGGAACUCGUGUACGGUAUAUUGUGAAAUAAAUAAAUAUUUUCAUUUUAAUAA
Molecule: messenger RNA, 514 nt
Organism: Cucurbita moschata (crookneck pumpkin)
Lineage: Eukaryota; Viridiplantae; Streptophyta; Magnoliopsida; Cucurbitales; Cucurbitaceae
Product: 11 kDa late embryogenesis abundant protein-like
Exons: 2
Coding region: 57-392 (111 amino acids)
Biological process (GO): embryo development ending in seed dormancy
Source: RefSeq, a predicted model, not a curated record